GCGCCGGCGCGCGGGGGGGCGGAGCAAGAUGGCGGCGCCGGCACUGCCCGCGCCCCUGUCGGGCAGGUUCAAGGGAUCCUUUGCAUAUCUUACAAUUAAAGACAGACUGCCACAAAUCCUCACAAGAGUUAUUGAUACUCUGCAUCGACAUAAAAAUGAAUUUUUUGAAGAACACGGUGAGAAGGGUGUUGAAGCAGAAAAGAGAGCUAUAUCUUUCCUCUCCAAACUGCGGAAUGAACUGCAAACAGACAAACCAGUGACCCCUUUGGAAGAUGAGUUGCCUGAUGCUGCGCUGUGGAACCAAUACCUGGACUACCAACGAAAUUUAUCAAAUGGGAACGGAGAACCAAGUUGGUUUCAGUCCCCUUGGUUGUUUGUAGAGUGUUAUAUGUAUCGAAGAAUUCAUGCAGCAUUAGCACAGAACCCACCUAUUGACAACUUCGACGUAUUUAAGGAAGGAAAGGCUCAAAAUUUCUUUGAAUCCCAAGAGGCUGUUAUUGCAUUAUGCACUUACUUUCAGGAACUUCUUAAGAACAUCAAGGAUCUAGAUGAAAAGCAACUUAAGGAGGAACUUUUUAAGCUAUUGCAGGUGUCACUGUGGGGCAACAAGUGUGACCUUUCUUUUUCAGCUGGUGAAGACAGCUCUCAGAAAUCUAGUCCCUUACAAUCCCUGGCAAACAUGGUACCUUACAUCUUAGUGAAUGAUAUGGAAAAACUUUGGUCACUACUUGUAAACGCCAAAAAAAAUAGAACAGAAGGAAGUAAUGUUAGAGUUGACAUAAUCCUGGAUAAUGCUGGAUUUGAACUUGUAAGUGAUCUUGUGUUGGCUGAUUUCUUGUUAUCGUCAAAGCUAGCUGAUGAAGUCUAUUUCCAUGGAAAAAGUAUUCCAUGGUAUGUGUCAGAUACCACAAAGCAUGAUUUUAACUGGACUAUUAAACAACUGCAGUCAGCUAAUCAUAUGUGGAUGUCUAGGUGUGGUAUAAACUGGGAGGGCAAUUUGAAAAAGGGAGUUUGGGUUUUCUGUGACCACAUGUUUUGGACUUUGCCACAUGACUUUUCCAGUAUGGGUGGAGUUGCUCCUGACUUGUAUGCUGAGCUACAGAAGUCAAACUUGAUUUUUUUCAAAGGUGAUCUAAACUAUAGAAAAUUAACAGGAGAUAGAAAAUGGGAAUAUAGUGUCCCAUUUCAUCAAGCCUUGAACAAGUUUCAUCCUGCGCCUCUCUGUAGUUUGAGAACACUAAAAUCUGACACUCAGGUUGGCCUAAAACCUGGACAAGGUGAACAAAUUCAGGCUUCUGAACCCGACUGGAUGGUAAGUGGGAAAUACGGGGUAAUUCAGUUUGACGCUGGUCUCUAGCUAAAUGAUUCUUAAUAUUCUGAAAGAGAUUUAGUCUAAUUACUUUCUCUGUUCCAUGCUUGGCUUCAGCACAGAUUCUUUCUUGUUUGGACUUUUUCCUCCCAACUGAUUUGUUCUUUUUGUUCUACAAAAAACUUCAGUGUUGUGCAGAAAUUUAAAAAUGGUCUUUGUAUAUGUAAA
This is a messenger RNA of Empidonax traillii (willow flycatcher), 1537 nucleotides long. RefSeq names its product acidic residue methyltransferase 1 (gene DCPH1). Bases 29 to 1357 code for a protein of 442 amino acids. Gene Ontology annotation, cellular component: cytoplasm; nucleus. Gene Ontology annotation, biological process: DNA damage response. Gene Ontology annotation, molecular function: phosphatase activity. The record is from RefSeq and is a predicted model, not a curated record. The transcript has 5 exons. NCBI's taxonomy places the organism in Eukaryota, Metazoa, Chordata, Aves, Passeriformes, Tyrannidae.